Messenger RNA from Pararge aegeria (speckled wood butterfly), 889 nucleotides. RefSeq lists its product as uncharacterized. The coding region runs from base 202 to 762 and encodes 186 amino acids. Gene Ontology annotation, biological process: proteolysis. The record is from RefSeq and is a predicted model, not a curated record. NCBI's taxonomy places the organism in Eukaryota, Metazoa, Arthropoda, Insecta, Lepidoptera, Nymphalidae. Gene Ontology annotation, molecular function: serine-type endopeptidase activity. The transcript has 6 exons.
CUGAGACAUCAUGUAUUUAUAUUCCGUUUACAUAACAAGUGGACGCUUUGGUAUCGAGCCUUCUGCGCUGGGAGUAUUAUAACACACGAGAGAGUACUUACGUCAGCGCAUUGUUUCCUUACCAAUAAAAAGAGGAGAAAACUUAAUUUUGACCAUAUAAGAAUCGUGGCAGGCAUUCUACACGUCCAAGAGCAACAGCCAAUGUUCGAUGACGUCCAGCAAUGGCGGAUGAUUGCCCACCUCUACUCGCAAAGGCUAUAUAGGUUCCCAGCAUAUGACUUGGCGAUUGUGAAAGUAGAUAAGUCAUGGAUAUUCAACCAAUUUGUCAACAAAAUACCAUACGCUACAUUGGAUCAAGAUUUCGAUGGCGUAUGUGUAGGUACUGCGGUGAAAACUACAAAGAGUUGGUCAAGGGACCGAUACCUAUACGCAGCCAACUUCCACUUGACUAGUAGAAGAAAUUGUGAACGGCAAUUACUUAGAAGUUGCCUAUUAUAUUAUUGCACGGAUUAUGAUGUCUCGAUGUCUUCAUCUACGGAAAUAGAAGGCGGUGGUCUAAUAUGCCACGGCACCGGCGAUCCAGCAGAAGACGAUAACCUCGGGCUCUUAGUUGGAGUAUUAUCGCUCAUUAACAUAGACCUUCCUUCUUUGCAUAACCGUGUUGGCCCGUUUCACGCUUGGAUAACUGAUGAUAGUUCUAAAACAAAUAUUAAUCUUCAGUUGCUUUUUUCUUGUAUCGCCCUACUUGGUAUUACGUUUUAAGGAGUAUGUACUUCUAGAAGAGGCUGUGGUGUAUCUAUAUCUAUUUAGGACCCUAUAAAAUAACAACAAACUCGUAUUCUGCAACAUUAGUCGCCAACUGACAUUCAGUGUCUAUUGUCCCUUGUAG